Meloidogyne enterolobii is the source of this 972-nucleotide messenger RNA. The record is from the annotation of a GenBank genome assembly. NCBI's taxonomy places the organism in Eukaryota, Metazoa, Nematoda, Chromadorea, Rhabditida, Meloidogynidae.
UCUGCAAAUUCAAAAUUCCAAAGUUGCGGACUUUUCAGAUUCUUCAAUAAAUUCUUCCUUUUCAUCCUUUCUGCUCUUCAACAAUUUCUUCUUUGUUCCGUUGGACAACUUUAGAUUAAAAAUUGCUGCCAAUUCUUCCUUUUCAUCGCAGUCCAAUGGCGGAGAAGAAGGGACAUCAUUUUUGUCUGGUGAAAAAAAUUGAAAAUUUACAGAACAAUUGAGAAUACGGAUGGAACUGAAUCGAUUAACACGUGUUGAAAAUGUAAUCCACCCACAAUUAAUUGAAGCUUAUGGUCGAAUUCGUUCAACAAGGGAUGAAAGUUUUAUUGAAGCAAGUGGAUGAAAAAUAUAAAGAGGUUUGCAUGAAAAAAAGAAUACAUCAACAACAAAUAUUGUUAGACGUAAAAAACCUCCUCUGGUGGAAAACUAAUAGAAAUUGUCCUUUAUAUGGAAAGGAGGAAAAAUUGGCUUCAAAAACUGUUGGGGAAAUUUGUCAGCCUCCAGUUUCUCGUAUAAGCGACAUUCUAGAUGAAGAAGGUUGUAGUCUUCCAUCUGGGGAAUUAAUUGAAGUUGAUGGAACGCGAUUAAAAAUAUCCAAAAAAUUGUAUAAACAUGCAGAAAAGGAAAGAAAAAAUGCUUUGAGACUUCACAUUCCUCGUAAAAUAUUGGAAAGUGGAGGAGGGGGAAUUGUUUCUAAAAAAUUUGGAAAGAAAGCUGCAAGACUUUCAUCUUCAUCAUCACUUACUAGAGCUAUCCCUCUAGGGAUUUCUAAACAAGAAUUGUUAGCUUCAAUUCCGUCAACUUCGAAUUUUAUACCUUUAAAUGAAGAUAUUCGAUUAGGUUUGUUGAUCGAGGUUUUUUAAUUUAAAAUUUAUCCUUGGGAUUUUCUUAACUUUUUUGGUAUUUGCCAAAUAUCAGCAAAAUUUAAUUCCGAAUGUUACUUUCAAUCGUUUGGAUGAAAAUGGAUCCACU